Molecule: messenger RNA, 1299 nt
Organism: Fusarium tjaetaba
Lineage: Eukaryota; Fungi; Ascomycota; Sordariomycetes; Hypocreales; Nectriaceae
Product: CMGC SRPK kinase
Exons: 4
Coding region: 1-1299 (432 amino acids)
Biological process (GO): regulation of mRNA processing; spliceosomal complex assembly; protein phosphorylation
Molecular function (GO): protein kinase activity; ATP binding
Source: RefSeq, a predicted model, not a curated record
AUGCCUCCUUCUGCUAGUAAAAGUACCAGCAAUUCAUCAAUCGCCUCUGACGAGUCCUUUCGUUUUGAAACCAUCCAGAUUAUCAACACAGAGGAGCCCGAGUUUUAUCGAGAAGGCGGCUUCCACCCAGUUCAUAUAGGCGAUCACCUUGAUGAUGGGCGGUACCGGAUCGUCCAUAAGCUUGGUCAUGGUGGUUUUUCCGUCGUAUGGCUAGCUUAUGACUCCUUGGAGUCCAUCUGGGUUGCCCUCAAGAUUGUGGCAGCUUCGGACUCCCCUUUGGUGCAAGAGAAAGCAGUCAUGUGUCACAGCAUCAUCUCGAAAAUGGAUGACGAAAGAUUCGUCACUUAUAAGCGCUUCUUUCACAUCGAAGGACCGAAUGGCCGGCAUCUAUGUCUAGUCCUACCACCUUGUGGUCCAUCUUGCAAUACCAUGUCCCAAUACCUUCAGAAUCUUCAUUCCCGAGGGCUUUGCCAUGGAGACUUUACCCCGAGCAAUAUGGUGUUUCGCAUCCGUAACCUUGAUCAUCUAGACGAUCAAGGUAUAUACCGUCUUUUUGGUGAACCUCAACGUGAUCCCCUGAGAACGAUAUCGGGUGAGCCUACUGGUGCAGAGGCGCCGAGGUAUAUCAUUGGCAAUCUCGACUUCACGUCAGCAGAGGACCUCAUACUUGAUGACAUCUGCUUUCUGGCGCCUGAGGUAGCCGUUGGAAAACCUGCCAGCCCCGCGAGUGAUGUUUGGGCUUUGGGCUGUUCUAUCCUACAACUCAGGUCAGGCUCUUCUCCUUUCUCAAUUCCCAACGCCGAUAGCCCAGCAAACAUGCUUGGAUGGGUCAGCGAGUACCUUGGCCGUUUGCCGACAUCAUGGGGAGAGCCACUAUUCGACAAUGAUGGCCUCCCGACAACGGACACGACCAAUGGCGAACCGCUGGGUGAAGUGCUGGAAAACACGAGAUCUUUGAAGCAGUGGAUCAGCGAGAUCUGGGAUCAACCGGAGAAUCUUGAGGAACUUCAAUCAGCAUCAACUACACCAGAGAAAGUGAGAGAUGAGAACAAGCCAUAUAUGAAAUGCUACAGCAACAAAUUUUGGAAACCCGCCGCGAUCAGAAUUGAUGAUGUCUACCUUGGAGCAUACUCCGACAAAGUUGACAAGAUCAUUGAGUCACUGCCGAAAAUAUCUACGCACGAGGCUGACUUGUUAUAUGACUUGAUAUCCAAGAUUUUUGUGUACGAGCCUACACAGCGAGUGUCUGCAAGGGAUAUCUUGGCUCAUCCAUGGUUUCUCAUGGACGAUACAACAUGA